AUGGUCAAGAAACUCUUUGGCAUCUCCUCCAACACUUCCAGCCACCAACAAAACGUUCAUCAACCGGCCACCACCUUCAUGGUCGUUGAUGAUCCCUCCGUUUUGCAAGGUUUCUACAAUGAACAACAACAAAAUCAACAACACCACAACGCCCUCCUCAAUAAUAGUACAAACAAUGCCGCCUUUUUUAAUACCACAGGACUCUCACAGCAACAACAACAGCAAUUUCUUAUUAAUCAGUUCGCAUCUGCUGCGUCAUCAGUAUCUUCUUCUUCUUCUGUUGGUGGUGGUGGAGGAGUUGGAGGAGGCUUCUCAUCAAGCCUUCCGAAUAAUAAUAACAUGAUGAAUACAAGUAAUAAUACAAAUAAUAAUAACUUUUCAUCAUUUGGUAUUGGCAAUAACGGUAACAUUUUCAUCACUAGUAAUAAUAAUAAUAAUAUGAAUAAUAAUAUGAAUAAUAACAUGAUGAUUAGCAAUAUGAAUAAUAAUAUGAAUAACAAUAAUAAUAACGUCAAUAACUUUAUGAUGCAAACAUCGUCAUCAUACAAUACUAAUAAUAAUAACAAUAUCUUUCGUUUAGAUGACAAUAACAAUUCACGUGCGUUCCUAUUCGGCCAAGGUUCUUCAUCCACUUCAACUUCCAAUAAUAAUAAUGGUUUUAUUGUAAAUAAUGUUAAUACUAACAAUAAUAAUACAAAUAUAAAUACAAAUACAAAUACUACUACUCAACAAUCACAACAACAACCACCACAACAACUUGUAAAUAUCGUUCUAAAUAAUAAUGGUGUAUCUAAAUAUGCUCCGGUUAUCAAGUGGUCAGUGGCUCCUAGUACAGCUUAUUCAUUUUCCAAUAAUCAAUCAACUGCCAAUAUGAUUAGUAAUGAAGCUGACAAUAUCAUGAGUCAAACAUUGAUUGAUCCAGUAUUUGGACCAGAUGACUGCAAAAUUUCUAAAGGAAACUUCUUAACUAAUACGAAACUGUUUUGUCUAUCUGAACAAACUUUGAGAGAUUUUCAAUAUUUGAGACCAAGUGUUCAAACUGAUAACUUGUAUCACUUGGCAGAGAUGGAAAAUGAGAGUUCUUGGCUUCCAAAUGAUAGAAUUGCACCAAAGAAAACUACUCAUAAUUGUCUAGUUAAUGAUUGGUUGGUUUUCUGUAGUCAAGAUCCUCAAUUAUUGAAAUUAGUUGGAAGAUACAUCAAUGGAGCAUCUAAUACUGAUGUUCAAUUGUUUGCUGACUUUGUUCUAGUCACUAGUAAUAAUCACGAUGAGGAUAGUAGAGAAUCUUUAUUUGGAAAACAAAGAUUCAAGGGAGGAAUUCCAUUACAAAUGAAAUUGGUCAGAAAUUCUGCAAAUAAUGCAAAUAUGACACCACUCUUGUAUUUUGAAAAGAGGAUUAACAGAGAAUCAGUUAAUAAUAAGGAUGCACCAAGUGCAAGUGGAAUGGGAGGCAAACGUGUUGCCCAACUUCGUAUCUAUUUGAAAGAUAGUAAUCAAGAGAUUUGUUUGGUGCACUCUGAAGGUUUUUGGGUGAGAACCAAGAGCAGAGAGGAGAUUCAUAGAACUAGUCCAAGAGAACUUCAAGUUCAAGCUCCACCACAAGAAACAACUCAAAAGAAGAAGAGACAUGCAUUCUAUGGCCUCUUCCAAGGUAAUGGUGGCAGAGGAGUGAAGAGAGAGCAAAAUGCAAUUGUUGUCGAGACUCCUACUAGAGUUUUCAUGGAUCACCAAGGUAAUUUCACCCAAGGUCUUACUGAAAUUGUUUCAGCUCAACAAUUCCAACAACAAGAUUUGAGUCAAAUGAGCAAUAGUGCUAGCAGUUACGGAUCCAACUCUUACUUGAGCAAUAGUGGUGGCUUUGUACUUCAAGGAGUUUCACCAAUUUCCAAUCAAAUCCAAAUGCAAAAUAAUGGAAAUGAAUCUGAAGUCUCCUCAUUGAGUUCAACACCAAAUAAUGCCAGUAACUUGUCCGUAUCUCAACACAGUUUAUCAACCAAUGAUAUUGCAGAAAUUUUAAGAGGAUUGUCAAUUUCCCUUCCAAACAAUCAAGGAGGAGGUGGAGGAGGCCAUCAUUCUCGUAAUUCUUCCUUCACAUCACCAAACGGAUUGGCAAGCAGUUGUAGUUCAACAUCCAGCACUUCAUAUCUUCAAAUCAAUAACAAUAAUAAUUCAUCUGAUAUGGGACUAAAUUUCCAAUCACUUAUUGAACCACAAGGGAGUGAAUCUAUUGACACUACCAUUAACAAGUUGGAUGCAGCCAUUAACUUCUUCUCAACCAUGAAAGAUGCUUAUAUGAAGCUUAAGAAUAAUCAAACUUCGGAUAUGCCAAACAUGGGAGAAUUGUAUGCUCAAUUCAGCUCUUCAUUACAAGAUAAGAGAAAAGACAAGGGAUUCAAGAGAGUGAGACAAGGAAAUGAAUCAGGAGCUGUUUCUCCACAAUCCAAUCACUCUGGAAAGAGUUUGACGGUUCCUUUCAGAACAACAUCAACCUCAGCUCCUAACACUUCCGCUCUUAACAUGAAUGGUUCAAGUCCACUAGUCAACAAUGUCAUUUCAAAUGUUGGCUAUAACCCAAGCGCCUCUUUCAGUGGUAAUGGUAAUAACAAUAAUGUUAUUAAUAUGCCAUUCCAAAAUACUACCUUCAUCGCCCAUCCUUCAAUCAACAACUUGCCAAUGAAGAAUUUUGAUGGAGAUUUGCCACAUACACUGUUCAACAGUGCUGAUACAGAUGCCACCCAAGAUAUUUUCAACAUGUAAUUUUGAAAAUAUUUCAUAAUUACCUAAGAUUUUAUACAACUAAAUAAAUUUAUUUAUUAUACACU
Messenger RNA from Naegleria gruberi, 2822 nucleotides. RefSeq lists its product as uncharacterized. NCBI's taxonomy places the organism in Eukaryota, Heterolobosea, Eutetramitea, Acrasida, Naegleriidae. Bases 1 to 2757 code for a protein of 918 amino acids. The transcript has a single exon. The record is from RefSeq and is a predicted model, not a curated record.